CUUCUAUAACCGUCUUUAUCGCCGUUAUAUCCUUCGCCUCUUCUCUCCCUCUCUCUCUCUCUCGCUCGCUCGCUCGCUCGCCCAGUUCCGAUUCAGCUCGCUCUCUUUCGCGCACACGGACGGGCACAUGUGUGCGCACGUCGACUCGAGCUUUCUCGGGUUCGCCGCUGCGUAGGAUCGCGGCGCCUUUAGCCUCUCUCUAGCUCUCUCGCUGUACCUAUACUUAUUACUUACUCGCGACUCUGUGUGCGCUGCUGGUUCCUCCUUCCGCUGAAUGAAAAUAAGGCCGCUUCCUGCGGUUCUUUUCCUCCGCUGAUGGCUCGUCUAGUUUUUCGAGACAACUCCGAUGAGUGUCCAUCUAAAAUCGAUUCAGCCGGCUAUUUUUGCGCAUUAUAUCUAGAGAGAGAAAGAGCGAGUAGGUGCCGCGUUUCGCAAAGCCCGUGUUGUCCGUCACUGGCUGGCGCCAAGUGUAAAAACACGACUCUCUUUUCCGUGUACACGAGCGAGGUGUGCGCCUCUCCGACUCUGCGCGAACACACAACAUCACUAAUUGUAACGAGUGACUAAUAGGCUAGCCACGCGCGAUAUGGCAGCUUAUUCUGGCCACUGCUCUCGCUCUCUCUCUCUCUCUCUCUCUCUCUCUCUCUCUCUCUCUCUCUCCCUGGCGGGAAAUUUGAAUUGACAAUUUCGAGCACGACAAUGUUUCCCUUGCAAUAUUUAUGACGAACGCGUUCGCGGAGGACGACUCGGAAUGCGUGUCGCGAAAAAUUUUCGCUGAAUGCGAUCCGCAGGAAUUCGAAGCGCUCUCGGCCCGCUAGAUGGCGCUGCUGCCACGCAGGAGGACGGCACGAGAGCGAGCGAGCGAUGAUGUGAUGCAUGCAACGAAUUUUAUGGAAUGUAAAUUAUUGCCGGAAUUGUGUAACGCGCGCGCGGAAGCAUUAAUCGCGGCCGCGAUUGAAAAAGUCGGGGAACUCGCUCGUUAUCCUCCUCGCGAUAAUUGCGAGCGCUGGCAGCGCGAAACGUACAGAGCCCCAGCUCGUUCAAUUAAAACCGGAUCUCGCUGUCCGUCUCUCUAUUUACCUCCCUGGGCACACACGCGCUAAACAAUAACAUCAACAACAGCAGCAGCAGCAGCAGCAGCAGCAGUAGAUAGCGUCGAUCGUUAAAUCGGAGCAGUCGUCGGUGUUUGCCAAUUACAGGCGGCGACUUCAUUCAAGCCUCGUGAAAAAAAGCUUCGCACCCUCGCCGCGAACAGAGGGUGGACGUGGAAACGAGGCUAGGGAGAUGGGGAGAAAGAGAGAGAGAGAGAGAGAGAGAGAGUGGAAUUCCAAUUUUCCAGGCCUAGCCUCGCGGGGAAAACGUUAAUCGUUAACGAGGAUAGCGCGAGAGGGGAUGAGGUCGCUAGUCGAGGCGCGAGGGGUGGGGAUCUCUCUGUCUCUCGCUCCGACUCGGGGUGGAAACGUCCAAGGCGAGGCUGACAUCAGCAGGUACGAGAGAGAGAGAGAGAGAGAGAGCCGGCGAGUCGACGUCUGUAUAGUCGAAAAUCUCAUCAGCCGCUCUCGCUGCAGCGGCGAACACACCUGCGACGGGUACGUCUCUCUCCGUGGAGCGUGCGCGCGAGAGGGCUGCAGGACUCCUGCUGGCGCAGCGGCGAACUACCCUGCUAUAUCAGCGGACGCAUCUUCUCUCUCAGUUAUAGCCAGAGCGAGGCCGAUAAGAGCGUGUGUGGGCCACGAUUGACUAUCUCUCUCUGUACGCGGGGGCUGGAGUGAGAGAGAGAGAGAAAGUGCGCGACCAGUGCGUGUGCGCGAGGGAGUAAGGGUCUCUCGAAUCACGCGUAACGGAAGCAAGCAAGUCAGUCAGUCAGUCAGUGGUGCUGCCGUAGGGAUUGAUUGAGCAGCAGCAACAGCGCAGCGCGAUAGUGGUGCUCUGUGUGUGUGUACGCGCGAGCGCGAAAGGGGCGUUUUCUCUCUCUCUCUCUCUCUCUCUCUCUCACGCGCGCGGCAGCGUCGCAGUACCUACACCCACUACAGCGAGGCACGCAGCGGGAGCUUUUUUCAUUAAAAAACACCGACCGACCAACACCGACGCCAUGGCUGACCAACUGACGGAAGAGCAGAUCGCCGAGUUCAAGGAGGCGUUCUCGCUGUUCGACAAGGACGGCGACGGCACCAUCACCACCAAGGAGUUGGGCACGGUCAUGCGCUCCCUCGGACAGAACCCCACAGAGGCCGAGCUCCAGGACAUGAUCAACGAGGUCGACGCCGAUGGUAACGGCACGAUCGACUUCCCCGAGUUCUUGACCAUGAUGGCGCGCAAGAUGAAGGACACGGACAGCGAGGAGGAGAUCAGGGAGGCCUUCAGGGUGUUCGACAAGGACGGCAACGGUUUCAUCUCCGCGGCCGAGCUCCGACACGUCAUGACAAACCUCGGCGAGAAGCUCACCGACGAGGAGGUCGAUGAAAUGAUCCGGGAGGCGGACAUCGACGGCGACGGUCAGGUUAAUUACGAAGAAUUCGUCACAAUGAUGACAUCAAAGUGAAUCAACCAAUGUGCUUGGGAAAACUCGCGACUUAGAGUGGUGUUGACGUACUAAAGAAAAAAAACAUGAAGAAUCAAGCGAUAAAAACAAAAAACCAUAAAUGAAAAACGUCUCAACCAAAAAAGUGGAAAAAAAGUCUUGUAUCAGGAUGCAAAGGAGUCUUGAACACGAGAUGUUAAUGUCCCGUUCGACAUGUAUUAAUCGUCGUUUACGAUAAGUAAUAAGGGCAAUUAAUAUUAUUUAAUUCAGAGUCUACCAGCAAACAAAGCAAACAUAACAAAACAGAUAUUUAAAAGAACAAAAAAAAAUGAUUAAAAAAAGUAAUAAGUAUAAAACUACCAAUCAGCCAUUUUUCUUAGCAAGUGCGUGCGCGUGCGCGCGGGCACACACCUGUUAACAAAUGUGUCGUCAAUAUGCUUUUAUUUGCGAACGAUAUAGAACACAAACUUUAAGGUAAAAGAAAAAAAUCAUUACAAAGCAACAAACAAUUCGAGUCUAUGUGUAUCGCACGAGGGCACGCAACAACUACAACAACAUCAACUAAACAACAACAACCAAAACGAAAACUUUGCAUUUCUGCUUUCCUUUCCGACUUUACUCACCCGAUUUCCACUCCGCUCUUUCCUCGAAUUCUCCUUUUUGACGAAAUAUCAUAUUUAAUGUAAAAAAGGGAAGGCUAAAGGAACGGGCGCGUUAAGUGAAAUCGUAAUUUAAAGAAAAAAAGUGAAUAUAGCAUAGUAGAUUUUUCCUUCACGUUUCUUUGAAUAAAGUUUGAUGCGCUUUCCCAGUCGAAUAACAAAAAAAAAAUUGACCAGGUGUCAUUGCUAUAUAAUAUUAAGAGGGAAUGAGAAGAAAAAGAGUCAUAAGAUGAAUACGCAUUGAAUGCUAUGAAACACACGGGAGUUGCGUACAUGAAAGUGGGGGAUGAAAUCUUAUUUGCGACAAUUCAUCAAAUUUUGUUCAAAGGCAGUGUAAUUUUUUAAAUAAAUAUAAUGCAUAUUGAAAUAAAUUAGGAUUAAGUCCUCCCAUUACUGUUAUUAUUGCUAUACAUAUCGAGCUUUCCGAAACCUCUUUUCUCUUUUUCUUCACCUUGCGCUUGUAAACGAAAAUUUAAGAAAUCUAUAAGUAUUGUAUUUGCGAGAAAAAAAUAUUAUAAAAUUUAACCGUUCAACAGAAAGAAUAAGAAAAUGUUGCAGAUUGACGUGAAACGCACGCGUAAAAUUUUCAAUUACUGUGUCAUCCAUUGGUUUCGCAGUCAAUUAGAGUAAAUCUUUCCGUUUUUGUAAAUGCCUUCGUCAACCGAUUUACUUGUCCGAAUACACAUACAAUGUUGUAAUGCUGGUUACGUAAGGUCUCUCGAGUAAUAAACUUUUAAAAAAGUGGAUAUUAAAAUAAAAAAAUUUCGCAAAACGGAUUCGCUCGAUAUUUCAUAACGAUAUCCUAAAGUAAAGUGUGUAGUGUCUGGUAAUUUAAUUUAUAUAAGUAAAACACGCUGAGAAAUGUAAAAAAAAUAUAAAAUAUCGUAUCGACGAACUAUUACAGAGUUCUAAGGUGAAGAGCAGCAGUGCGAAGCCUGAAGGAGUUUGAUAGAGCUACGAUUUAUAUGUGAACUUUUGUGCUGCAAAAGCGUCGCAUUUUCAAGCAUAUAAAUUAUAGUCAAGCAUGAAAACAUCGAAAAGUCGAAGCUCUUCCUUUUUCAUUCUGGAUCUCGACUUUUUUUUAAAAAAGUGUUUACAUGUCUCAAAGUUCCAUCGAGCUCGUUCGAGCUUAUAAAGAAAGAAAGAAAAAAAAACACUGAAAAAGAAGGCAAAAGCACUCGGCUCGCAAAUCUUGUCUGUCGGUUGCCUUUACGUAUCUGUUAUAAAAUCGUUUCUUUCACUUCUUCGAUCGAAACUUAGAUAGCGGUAAUUUCGUAUAUAAAGUUAACGGGAAAAAAAGAUAUCUAGAUCGAACCCUCGGCAUUCCUAUAUUGAAGGUUUUUCUCGAAUAUUCUAAAUAAAGAAAAUAAAUAAGCAAAGAGGGAUGCGCGAUCAUCGCGCAUGUUCGCUUCCUUCGCGUCGUUGUUUUUUCUUCGAGAUGAGAGAGAAUGAAUAAUAAGAAUAUUAAAGAAAAAAGAUCGCGUGCACUAAAGAAAGCAGAAUAAAGAAAGAUUGGGCAAAAGUCGGAGGAGCAGAGAAAGACAAACAGCAAGAAAGAGCAAACAAAUGGAUAAAUAAUAAAUAACGUCGACACCACUUUUCGUAAAAUCACGAAGCGGAUUGCGUAAGAACGUGCGAGGGCAAGAGAGAGAGAGAGAGAGAGAGAGAGCGUGAACGAGAGCGUGAAAAUGUGAGGGAGAGCAAGAGCUGAGUAAGAACGUGCGUGUGAGCGAAAGACAGCGAGAGCUUGAGCUGAGCGUAAGAAAGAGAUUUAACAAAAAAUAACAAAACAAUUUAAAAUCGGUUUGUGCACUUCCUAGGAAUGCCAGUUACGAAUGCAGGCGGAUUAUAAUCUUGAAAGACUUGCGCGUGCGAUUUAAAGCUUCCCUCUUCAAGCGGGUGGGGGGCCGAGAAACGCGUCGUUUACUUAACAAAAAUAAAUAAAUAAAAGAACAUUUAAAUGAAUGCGAGCAAGCAAAGCAAAACACCGAAUGAUUAAAAGAAAACUACAUCAAAUGUAUCGGUGGUUCAGUCAUAAUAUAUAUGUAAUAUAUAUUAUAUAUAAUUAAAUUUAAUGAAAUGAACAGGAAUUCCUCCAUAGUCCUUUAUUAUUAUUAUUAUUAUUAUUAUUACUUAUUAUUACUUAUUAUUAUUAUUAUUAAUUAUUAUUACGAUUAUUAUUUAAAAACGUGAAAAGUUGAGAUGUGGUGAUGAUUAUGAUGAUGAGAUGAUAUGCUGAUGGUGAUAAUGAUGGUGGUUGAUGAUGCUAAAAAAACAAUAAAAAGUGAUAAGAACGUACUUGUAUUUCUGGUGACCUAGAUUGCAUUGAUCAUUGAUGAAAAAAAAAGAGAAAAGCAAAAUAAAUGUAUCGUCAUUUUUAGGUCACAA
This is a messenger RNA of Nasonia vitripennis (jewel wasp), 5568 nucleotides long. Its product is annotated as calmodulin. The transcript has 4 exons. Lineage: Eukaryota; Metazoa; Arthropoda; Insecta; Hymenoptera; Pteromalidae. The coding region runs from base 2093 to 2542 and encodes 149 amino acids. The record is from RefSeq and is a predicted model, not a curated record. Gene Ontology annotation, molecular function: calcium ion binding; enzyme regulator activity.